Trichechus manatus latirostris (Florida manatee) is the source of this 1854-nucleotide messenger RNA. It is a transcript of the gene CBARP, whose product is annotated as CACN subunit beta associated regulatory protein. Gene Ontology annotation, molecular function: transmembrane transporter binding. Gene Ontology annotation, biological process: negative regulation of voltage-gated calcium channel activity; negative regulation of calcium ion-dependent exocytosis. Gene Ontology annotation, cellular component: secretory granule; plasma membrane. NCBI's taxonomy places the organism in Eukaryota, Metazoa, Chordata, Mammalia, Sirenia, Trichechidae. The record is from RefSeq and is a predicted model, not a curated record.
AUGCAGCCCACGGCCACCAUGGACACAGCCGCUGCCGCCACCACCAUGGCGCUGACGACGUCGUGGGACAACGCCACGGGCCGCCCCACGGCUGAGCCCGAGGGCAUCCUGGACAACUACGUGCUGCUGGUGGCGGUCAUGUCGCUGUUCGUCGGUGGCACGCUGGUGGUGCUGUCGGGCGUGCUGCUGCUGUGCAAGCGCUGCUGGGAGGUGCACCGGCGCGUGCACAGAGCCAUGGAGGAAGCAGAGAAGACCACUACCACCUACCUGGACAACGGCACCCACCUAGCCCAAGACCCCGACUCCCGGGGCGAGGACCCCGAGGGCCAGGAUGCCGAGACUGAGCGUUUCCUGUCCACCAGCGCCACGGGCCGCCGGGUCUCCUUCAACGAGGCAGCCCUGUUUGAGCAGAGCCGGAAGGCACAGGACAAGGGCCGCCGGUACACCCUGACGGAGGGCGAUUUCCACCACCUGAAGAACGCCCGCCUCACCCAUCUGCACCUGCCUCCACUCAAGAUUGUCACCAUCCAUGAGUGCGACUCGGGCGAGGCCAGCGCGGCUGCCAUGACCCACCCAGCUGCCGCCCCCAAGGCCAGCCUCGCCAUCUUCCAGUCCCCGGGGAAGGCCCUCACCGGCCGCUCUGUGGGCCCCAGCUCCGCCCUGCCAGGUGACCCGUACAACUCUGCCGCCGGCGCUGCUGACUUUGUUGAGAUCAGCCCCUCGGCAUCGAGCGACUCGGGGGAGGGCACCUCGCUGGAUGCAGGUGCCCGGAGCGCCAAGGCUGGGGGGCCGGGGGCCACGGCAGGGCCCGGGGAGGCGGGCGCCAGCUCUGGGGCAGGCUCCGUCCUGCAGUUCCUCACUCGCCUGCGGCGCCAUGCCAGCCUGGAUGGGGCCAGCCCCUAUUUCAAGAUCAAGAAAUGGAAGCUGGAGGCCAGUCAGCGGGCAUGCAGCCUGGACACGAGAGGCUCGCCCAAGCGACACCACUUCCAGCGGCAGCGGGCAGCCAGCGAGAGCAUGGAGCAGGAGGAGGAGGAUGUUCCCCACGCGGACUUCAUCCAAUACAUCGCCCGAGCCGGCGACGCUGUGGCCUUCCCGCCCCCCAGCCCCUUCCUGGCCAGCCCCACCAGCCCGCCCCCCGCUCUCGGCAGGUAUUUUUCAGUAGAUAGAGGCGCUAGGGACGGACCUGGGGGCCCCUGCCCAUCCCCGUCUCCCCCAGGCCGCCCUGUGGACGUGCAGGCGCACCCUUCUGCCACAGCCCCUCCCCGAGGCAGACUCGCCGGGGCUACCUGUCCACCGCAGACCAGAGGAGGGAAGCAGGGAGAGACCUGGCUAGAGGCCGCCGAGGAGCAGGGCACCGCGGGAGGAGGCAGCCCCGAGUCCCCCCCAGAGCGCGGCAGCAUGGGGCCUGAGCAGCAGCAGCAGCAGCAGCACCAAGAUUCGGACGCCGAGCGGGAGGCCGGGCCGGAGCAGGCGCAGACCAUCUACAACGACAUCUGGAGCCUGCGCGCCUCGCUCGAGCUGCACGCGGCCACCGGCUCGGACCACAGCAGCAGCGGCAACGACCGCGAUUCAGUGCGCAGCGGUGACAGCUCGGGCUCCGGGGGCCCGCCCGCGCAUGAGCGGCCCGCCACCACCCAGAGCCGCGUCGCGCGCACGCGCAUAGCUCGCUGGCCACCUCGUGCCGCCCCAGGGCGCACGCGCACAGGCCCCGCGAGCGCGCAGUCGGGUCCUCUGAGCAUCCUGAGGCAUAGUGGCUUUGGGAUGGUGGUGACCGUCGUGCGACGGCUGGCACGGGCCUCGGUGGCGGGUGACUGCGGAUGCGUGUGCAGGGUCUGCGACCUGGGGAAAUACUGA